AUGCUCUUAAACAUGGUCUAUAUCUGCAUGAUAUACACCCAGAUUCUUUCGUUGAAAGUGGAUGCUGCGUGUGCAGCACACUCGCAAAGCAAAGGGUGGUUACUCGACUUGAGAGACAGAAAGAAUCUGAUCCAAUACAAGAGCCUGUCGGGUCCUCUCUUGACUUUGAUGCGCGAUGUCCUCGGAGCAUGGGAAAAGUCACGAGAAUUUGAGCCAAAAACCGUCUAG
Messenger RNA from Coprinopsis cinerea okayama7#130, 228 nucleotides. RefSeq lists its product as hypothetical. The transcript is spliced from 4 exons. The coding region runs from base 1 to 228 and encodes 75 amino acids. Lineage: Eukaryota; Fungi; Basidiomycota; Agaricomycetes; Agaricales; Psathyrellaceae. The record is from RefSeq and is a predicted model, not a curated record.